Sclerotinia borealis F-4128 is the source of this 1035-nucleotide messenger RNA. NCBI's taxonomy places the organism in Eukaryota, Fungi, Ascomycota, Leotiomycetes, Helotiales, Sclerotiniaceae. The record is from the annotation of a GenBank genome assembly.
AUGCGGUUUAAGACGUCCGUUCGAAAUAUUCAAACGUUCAGCAAACUCACAGCUUCGCUGUCAUCACUUGGAAAAGUAGCUUGGGUGCGCCUGGAUGACAAUGGAGUUCGAUUCACAAUUAUUCCUGAAACAGGAACUCAAGUAUGGGCGUCCCUCUCGAUUGACUCUAUCUUCGAAGACUACACCAUUCAAUCUGCCGCUGCGGAUAAUACCAUUAACAUUGAACUACCCCUCCCACCUCUCCAUCGCGCUCUAAAAUCCGCAAUAAACGCGUCAACGGCGGGGAUACGACUUACAAAGCGAGAUGGCAUACCGGUUCUUUCUCUCACGGUCACUACAAAUGCCGUGAUGCAUGGGAAGAGCGCAAAUAUCCUUGGUGGUGAAAGUGGAGCAGCCGAUCCAUUUCGGGAAGGGUUUCGCGAAAAAAGCCUUGAUGCAAACAUGAGAAGAGAUGGAGAAGCCAUCGUUACACAGGAUAUACAUAUACGCAUAUUGGCGGCGGAUAGUGUGGAGGGAAUACAUGAGCCGAGGGUGAGGGAACCGGAUGUACAUAUCAUGCUCCCUUCUCUCAUACAAUUAAAAGCUAUCUCGGAACGGUUCACGAAUCUGGCCAUGGCUACGGCAUCCGGUGGAACGAGAGGAGUAAGUGGAGGAAAUAUACCAAAGUUAGAGUUGAGUGCGAAUAUGCAUGGGAGUUUGAGAUUGAGCAUUGCCACGAAUGCAUUGAACAUCUCAAGUGUAUGGACAGGGCUUAACAAUCCGGACUUGGACCCAAGACAAAUAGAAGAUGGUGAUGAUGGUGUUGAGAAUCAUCCAGCUACAAAACAAAAAGCUGCUGGCCCGGAUGCUUGGGCGACUGUUAGAAUAGACGGAAGGGAUUGGGGAAAGGUGCUCAGUGUUGGAAGACUUGGCGGACGAGUAAUUGCUUGCUUCGUCAACGAUCAAGCCUUGAUCUUAUAUGUAUACCUCGACAACUACGAUGAUGUCGGGGACGAAUCUGUUCUGACGUACUACAUUUCCUCUUUCAGUGCAUAG